CGACCGAAACGCAAAGACGUGUUGCAUUUUCACAUUGAGCGGAUAUUACAGUAUAUGCAAAUACACAGUCUUAAAGGAAUACUCAGAAACGCCUGCAGUUUUAUUAUUUUAAACGAUAUCUUGUUUUUAGCUACUUAUACUCAGAAACACCUAUUAACCUGUCAACCAGCCAAAAAAUAAUUUAUAUGGAAGAAAUAAAAAGCAAGAGAGCAGAUUCUAUAUGAUUUACUCUCCUGUGCAUCACGUACGAGGACGAAGAGAGGUCAUUUGGAAGCUCCAAACUAUUUAGAAGACCCUGCCAACCAGAAAGUCCUUUGUCCUAUCCAGAGUGAGCUAAUCUGUCCAGGAAAAACAGAUGUUUUAUGGCAGAACUGUGAGUUUCUGGUGAAUUAAAUGUGCCAUCUGGAAAGCCUCAUCCAGUCCUUGAAGAUGAACAUCUUCUGCCUGCAAAUGGAGAAGGACUUGAAUCCACAGAAAACAGCUUUUCUGAAGGAUCGACUGAAUAUAAUACAGGAGGAGCAUUCCAAAGACCUGAAGUUGUUGCAUCUUGAAGUGAUGAACUUGUGCCAGCAACUGAGAGAUGUAAAAGAGGGGGAGGACAAGGCUCAAGAUGAAGUGCAAAGAAUGACUGCUACUCUGGAAAUCGCCUCGGAGACAAAGAAGAAUGCAGCUAUGAUUGAAGAGGAGUUAAAGACUACCAAACAUAAAAUGAACCUUAAAAUUCAGGAGGUGCAAAUUUUGCAGCAAAACUGCCUGGCCUUACACAGUUCUAUACAGAACACUCAAGAACUACUGGCACAGGAGCAACAAAAAAAUGGAGAGUUGGAGACUGCUACCUCACAGCUCAAGACUGACCUGAUUUCUAGGGAUGACCUCAUUUCCAAGCUGCUUGAAGAAAACAAGGUGGAGCAGCAGGUGAUGACACAGAAGUUUCAGGAACAAAGCCCGCUGCUGGAUGCAGCCCGUGCCAGCAUCACAGGAGAGCUGCACACUGUUCAGAACAAGAAAACCCAGCUCCAGGCUCAUCUGAACCAUCUAACCCUUGAGCAUAACCAGUGUGUGCAGAAAGCCUGGGAUGCUGAAAAGAGGACAGCUGGGCAGAAGGAGCAUCUGGAAUCCACUAUCGCAAGACUUCGAGGUGAACUGGAAGCAUCGGUGCAAAAGAAGAAGUCCCUGCUGGAGGAGAACAAAAGAUUUCAGAGAGAGCAGCUUGCCCAGCAGAAGGUGGAGAAAGUCUUGGGAAAAAUUACUGAGAGCAAAAGCAAACUGGCUUAUGAAAAGGGAAAACUCCAGGUAAAGGUUAAACAGCUAGAAGAACAACUGCACUGUUUUGCUGAAACUAGUUUACAGAAUGACCAUCUGCAGAAGUUGAGUAAGACUCUUGAGGCCAAAUAUGCUCAGGUGAAAUCCAUUCUUGAGAAGAACAAGAAGGAGCUGUCCCAAGCAGUGAAGCACCGGGCCGCCGCCCUCCAGGAGAGCCAGAGGCUGAAAGGGGACCUGGAGGCCCUGGAGGACAGGGAGAGCAAGAAGGUGGGAAACUUUCAGCGCCAGCUGGCAGAGGCGAAAGAAGACAACUGCAAGGUUACAAUCAUGUUGGAAGACGUGCUGGCCUCUCACAGUAAGAUGCAAGGAGCUCUGGAGAAAGUGCAGAUAGAGCUGCGGCAAAGGGAUGCGGAGAUCGCAGGCCUCAAGAAAGAAAGGGCCCUCAACCUGCAGCGGGUGCAGAAGCUGGAAGCCGAGGUGGACCAGUGGCAGGCCAGAAUGCUUAUUGUGGACACCCAGCACAACAGCGAGAUGAAGCCUCUACAGAAAUCUCUAGAUGUAGCUAGAGAAGACAAUAGGAAAUUGGCCAUUAGCCUGGAGCAAGCUCUCCAGGCAAAUAAUCAUCUGCAAACCAAGCUGGAUCACAUUCAAGAAAAAUUGGAGAAGAAAGAACUUGAGUGGCAGAAUUUGGAAACCCUCAGAGAACGGAUGACAGAGGAAUGCAGAGUGGAGGCAGAGAUGCACGCCGAACGCAUAGAAGCUCUAAGGAAGCAGUUCCAGACUGAGAGGGAGACUGCAAAGAAAGUGGCACAGUGGGAGCUCGCUGAGCUGAAGAAAGCCCUUGACGAAGCCAACUUCAGGUCAGUGGAAGUGUCUCGGAGCAACCGAGAGCUUCGGCAGAAAGUCACUGAGCUGGAAAAGACGCUGAGUAGCAGCCAGGAGAAGGUAAAGAGUCAGAAGGCCCAGAUAAAGCUUCACCUGUCAGCCAAGACGAGCAACGCUCAGAACAUAGAGAGGAUGAAGCAAAUAGAAACAGAACUGAGGCAAAUGGAGCUGACCAAGGAUCAAUAUCAGAAAAAAAACAAUGAGCAGUCCCUGAGCAUCCAGAGGUUCGUGUUGGAAAUGAGCAACCUGCAGAAGGAGAUGCAGCUGCUGGCCAAGAGCCAGUACGAAACCUCAGCCCGGAACAGACAGCAGGAGCUGCAGCUGUCAGCCGAGCGCAAGAUGAGGCAGCAGCUGGAAGGCCGGUGCCAGGAGUUGGAAGAAGCUGUCAGACACCUGAAGAAAUGUAAGGAGGCAACAGAGAUUAAGCUGAAAGAAGCCAGUGCAGAGUCAGAGCAGAUCACCACUAACCUGGAGGAGGUGCACCGAUGGUUUAAGUGCAAGUUCGAUGGCCUCCAACUGGAGCUGAAAAACCGGCUGCAGCGGCGGCUUCCCCGGGAAGACAGGUGGCAGGAAGAGGAUGAAGACGCACAGCCCAACGUCCCGUCCACACAGUCUGUUCUGCACCACUGGGAGACUAAACAGAGCCUCGGGAGUGGGCCCAAGAAGCACCCGUCGGAGGUCGGGAGGAAGAAAUGUCCUUGACAGAGGAGCUGCCUAGUGGGAGGCUCCGCCUCCGGGACUCAGCCAGGCUACCAGGGCUGGCCUGUCCUGCAGCACAGGGACGGGAGUCUGGCUUAUCCUUUACAAACUCUUUUGUAUCUCCACAGGACCACUGUACCUUCUUUGUCCCUUUCCCUGUUUUCUACCCAAUAAAUUUAGUUUGUUGUAUGAUAGGAGAUGCCGUUGGACGAUACAUAGCUGCGUUUUACUGUGCCCGUGAGACGGCCAGCAGGUAAUCCUGAAAGUCCAGUGGCCUGUGCAGCGGUCAGUCUUCCUUGCCACUGCCUGCACUGAGACGCCUGGAGGUGACUGCAUCCGGGGUGCUGGGCUGCACCGGGGAUUAGGCCCCCCAGGCUCACCGCUGUCUGCAGGUGGGGCCUGGGGAGGAGGUGGCUCCCGCUGGUGAUCUUGCCCUGUGCUCCUGCCAUGAUGCUCCUGCCACAGAGCCACACGCAGAGGACUGUGGGAGACUCGGGGCAGGGCCCCAGACAGCUGGCGAAGCUCUUCUUCCUGCGUAGUGUGGUGGUUUCAUGGUCGUGUCUACUUUGAAAUUUGUCAUUGGCUCCUACACUUAGGAUUUGGGUCCUUUCCCUAAGGAUUUUGCACUUCCACAAAAAC
Messenger RNA from Heterocephalus glaber (naked mole-rat), 3486 nucleotides. Lineage: Eukaryota; Metazoa; Chordata; Mammalia; Rodentia; Bathyergidae. The record is from RefSeq and is a predicted model, not a curated record.